UAAUUAUCAAUCAUUUUCUGACACCGAAACACAGACCCAAUUGACCCCAACAUAUGGCGCCACCAAAAUACAGGCUAUAAAUAAGAUAAAUCUGCCGAAAGGCAUGAUUUUACGGCACUGUUCGCCGAGUUCUUCGUACGCACUGUUGGACACCGGGUUCGCGGAGUCGAUGCCCAUCGCAACCACACGACGACCACUGACUGUCAUCUUCACGUGGAUGUUGGCGAAGGACAAACACGUCGAGAAGUACAGGCAGUUGUGGUAUAAGAAAGGCUUCGAUGUGUUGACCGUCAAGACAUCGCCGUUUGAUCUGCUGAUGCCUCCACUCGGCGGUCAAGUGGUGGCCAAGAAUUUGGUGCAAAGUCUGUCCCAACUGUACGCCCAAUACAACGAGAUAGUGGUUCACGCCUUCUCUGUGGGCGGCUAUCAGUUUGGACUCACUUUGAAUGAGUUGACCAAAAACGAGGACAACAAACACAUCCUGAAUGCCAUCAAAGGCAUAGUCUUGGACUCCAUGGUGUUCGCCGACGACUGUGCGCCGGGUCUGUCGCGGGCCAUCACAUUGAAUCCAGUGGUGCAGCCCAUCAUCGAGUCGUCCAUCAAAUUGUUUCUCAAGACCUGCAAACCGAUCGUCAAGUACUACGACAUCUGUGAGCGCAUGUACUUCCACCCGGCCCUCAAAUACUCGGGUCUGUUUCUGUACUCACGGGACGAUGUGGUGAGCUCUGUGGCCAACAACGAGAAGGUGAUAGACUUGUGGACCCGAUUGGGACACAACGUGCGCCACAAGUGUUGGGACACAUCCACUCAUGUCCUCCACUAUCGGGACCACCAGCAGGACUACGAGCAAGAGUUGCACCGAUUUGUCCAAAGUCUCAAACUUAGACACAACUAAAUCACACCAAUUGCUGGCUUAUGAUUGACCUGUCAUUGCAAUCGUUUUACUCGUU
Molecule: messenger RNA, 950 nt
Organism: Oppiella nova
Lineage: Eukaryota; Metazoa; Arthropoda; Arachnida; Sarcoptiformes; Oppiidae
Source: the annotation of a GenBank genome assembly